AAUUUAUAAACGCGUUUCUCUCAUAAAUAUUUAUUUUUUCUUUGGUGAAGUCAAGAAAUAUUAUAAUUCACAAACUAAACCGUGGAUUCAUCACCUUUUCUAAACUAAGACUGUACUAGAAAGGCACGCCAUAUCCAUAAAAAAUUCAGCAUUUCACAAGUGUUUGUAACCAUGGCGGACCUUUCAUAUCUGGACACGAUUUCCAACAAGGAAUUGCAUAAAAAAUGCCUCGAAUACGGUUUGCCCAACAUACCUGUCGCCGACAGCAGCCGCCAAGUUAUUUUAAAAAGGUUAAAGUCUGCGAUACUAGGAGUGCCUGUUAACAAAAAAGCUACGGCAGCAAAGAAAACGCCGCGCCGCGAAACCAUACACGGCAGUAAAGUGACACCUUCUCCAGCAGCCGCUGCUAUAGAGACCAGCAAUGUAAAACGAACUGCCAACCGCAAUAGUAACAACAGCAUAAGCAGUCGUCGAACCAUAGGCACUGUUCCAUCUUUUGACAAUUCCGAGACCUCUUCAGUGCGCACCGUUCACACUACAACAACGGUGUCAGAUGUAGACUCGCAGUCAGAGGAAGAUGACAAUUACAAUUCGAUAUAUAGACAAAAUGAACAAUACUCGCAGAUUAAACAAACAGCACCACGUCGCUCGGUCUCGCUUUCGAAAUCUGGUGUGUUGACCACUUCAUAUACGCGGGAGGUCGAUCCAUUAGAGCAAGAACCGCGUGACUCUGACAUUGACGCGCCUCAGAGCCAUACCUAUGAACGACCACGUGCCGCAGCAGCGCAUAUGUUGCCCAGCUACGAGCCCGCCAUAGAACGAUCAACGUAUCGACCACGCUAUGCAGGACUCCCCAAAAUACAACCCCUGGCACAAACUCAACUUAAUUCUACAAGUUACUUUGACGAUGGCGGCUAUGAAUUGCCGGAACAUAAUGUGCCGCGCAAUACAUUCAGUGGUUCGUCCGCGCCUUUUGGCCAUGGCAGCACUUUGGGAUCGUCAAUAAGGCAGCGACAAACUGGCGGAAGCUCAAAUCUGGGAGGCAGCAUUGCCAGAGGCGCAUUGUUGCUACCAACAACUAAAAUCAGAGGUCUGUACUCGCAACCAGAAACAACCAAGCCGAACACUUUAUAUCCAGAACUCAAUGAAUUCUACGAUAAUCGCAACCCCGAUACUGUGGAGCCCAUGGACACGGAUAGCGACUCGGAUGGGUAUGAUACGACAGCACAACGAACACCUUUUGAAAAACCAUAUUCAAAGAACUAUUCGCAGAAACUGAGUAAUGCAAGACGUUCUCCUUUGGCCAGACCCCAACUACGUCCCACUAUAAUACCUGGGGAACAGGAAUCUCUAGUUGAUCAGUUUCGCAGAGUUUUCAAUUCCCUCGAUCGUCAAUAUCAUCUUAAACUUUACUUAUUCAUAGCUCUGACAGUGAUAUUAUUGACGUUCAUAUAUGUCUUAUUUUCACCAUCAACUUAAUGCCUAGAAAAUGUCUAAAUUAAAAAUUCUUGACAUGUUUCGAUCAGUUUCGGUUCUACGAUAUAAUUGCAGUUAUUGUUGCUAAAAUAAAUGAAUAAAACUUUUGCAUUUGAAAUCGUAACUAAGUCGCUUCAUAAAUCACAACUGACGUGGCUUUUGAAAAA
Messenger RNA from Scaptodrosophila lebanonensis, 1643 nucleotides. RefSeq names its product LEM domain-containing protein Bocksbeutel-like. Bases 172 to 1479 code for a protein of 435 amino acids. NCBI's taxonomy places the organism in Eukaryota, Metazoa, Arthropoda, Insecta, Diptera, Drosophilidae. The transcript is spliced from 2 exons. The record is from RefSeq and is a predicted model, not a curated record.